Messenger RNA from Ornithodoros turicata, 987 nucleotides. Its product is annotated as lactosylceramide 4-alpha-galactosyltransferase-like. Gene Ontology annotation, biological process: glycosphingolipid biosynthetic process. The record is from RefSeq and is a predicted model, not a curated record. NCBI's taxonomy places the organism in Eukaryota, Metazoa, Arthropoda, Arachnida, Ixodida, Argasidae. The transcript has 4 exons. Gene Ontology annotation, molecular function: hexosyltransferase activity. Bases 1 to 987 code for a protein of 328 amino acids.
AUGCUACUGAUGGCAACAGCCUUCGGCGUACUUCUUCUUGCUGUUGUCGUCAAGUUCGGACUUCCUGUGAAGACCCCAGAAUGGUACAGCACUGCAAGAUCAUCUCGUAGGAACAACAGUCUAGAAGGAUUACCGAAUGCCAUCGCGAGAAGCAGCGUUUUCUUCUUGGAGACAGCAGAAUCACCGCCGUGCAUCAGCGCUCGCCAGUCGUGUGCUAUCGAGUCAGCGGCCCUUAGAUCGUACAACGCCAAGAUCGUUCUUCUCACUUCAUCCUCGAUAUCUGCGGACUGUGAAUACAUCAAGAUCCUCUCAAAGUUUCCAAACUUCAAGCUGAUGUGCGUUCCAUUCGAGAACCUCUUCGACGGCACUGUGUUGAACCAAUGGUUCCAGAAUGGAAGCUGGAGUCGAAGCCCGUUUCGUGCCAACCACCUCAGCGACGCGCUGAGGCUGUUGUUGUUGUGGAAGUUUGGAGGUGUCUACGUAGACAUGGACGUGCUGGUACUGAAGAAUAUCGCCGCAUUAAGGAACAGCGUGUCCAGGGAGAGAUUUCCAGCUGUGGGAAAUAGUGUGCUGGUUUUCAAUAAGGGACAUCCCUUUUUGCUUGAUUGUAUGCGAGAAUUUGCAUCGUCUUACAAGUCAAGGUUGUGGGCUCACAACGGACCCAGACUCCUGGAACGGGUUCUUCUCAAGUACUGUCCUCCGGAGCUCCUCCGUAACCAACCGCAUCUCAAGUGCAGCGGUGACGUGACGGUUCUUUCCGCUGAGGCUUUCUACCCGAUCCCUUUAGCAGAGUGGAAGACACUGUUCCAACCGGAAUCCACGUUCAAAGUGCUCAAAGCCACAGAGGACAGUUACACCGUGCACCUUUGGAACUCUUAUAGCAAAAAGAAGCGGCUCUCAAUCGGGGAUGCUUCGGCUUAUGAUGUGAUGGCCAGAUUUGUCUGUCCUCUUUCGUAUCAGGUGGCAAAAACGCAAGGAUUUCUUUGA